This is a messenger RNA of Entrophospora candida, 243 nucleotides long. Lineage: Eukaryota; Fungi; Glomeromycota; Glomeromycetes; Entrophosporales; Entrophosporaceae. The record is from the annotation of a GenBank genome assembly.
AUGACUUCUUCCUCUUUAAACAAUAUUACUGCAAUUGCUGGCACAAUUACAGAAAACAACAAUAACACCAUUAAUCAAACUGUCGUUACCACGACAACAACAAGUAAUAUUGGCAUUACCAACAGAGCUGCUAAUGCAUCCAUACUAGCUGCUAAUAAUAAUACAGUCAUAGUAUCUGUCGCUGCUAAUAAUAAUGCACCCAUAGUAGCUGCUAAUAAUACCAUUGGUCCUGCCGUUGAUAAU